CACUGAGGCUUAAUCUUAGGCUUUCGCUAUGAAUAUUUACUGAAUAUUUCGUUCUCACCUAACUCUCACUUCAAAAAAUAAUAUGAAUAAUAAGAAUAAUCUAAUGUUAUAAACUCUCUCUUUGUUGUCGAUUUGUUUAAGGGUUAGCCGAAAAUUUAGCCAGGAUUCGAGAUCGGAAAAGCUUUUGUUCCAGUUUCAAUCUUCAUUUGUUGUUAAAUUUGGAUUGUAAACCGAUCUUACUCUGCCGUUUCUUCUGAAUCUAUACUUGUUCUUGAGGGUGAUCGUGUGAUUUCUGUACUAAAAGGAGUAAGAAGUUGAAGAAGAGGAGUAAUGGCGAAGCACGAGGACCUUCCGAUCCCUGUUUUCUCUUCACUCGACCCGGUUUAUGGCGAUGGAUCUCAGCUUGAAGAAGCUAGGCUUCGAUUUGAUCAUCUCAAGGCCAAGUUUCUCCAAGUGUUCGGCCAUCCUCCGGAUGUCUUUGCUCGUUCACCAGGGAGAGUGAACUUGAUUGGAGAGCACAUUGAUUAUGAAGGAUACUCGGUGUUGCCGAUGGCGAUUCGGCAAGAUACGAUCGUGGCAAUACGGAAGCAUGACGCCGGAGAGGGGAAUCAUCUUCUCAAAAUUGCUAAUGUUAAUGAUAAAUACUCGAUAUGUACUUAUCCUGCUGAUCCUGAUCAGGAAGUUGACUUGAAGAAUCACAAAUGGGGACACUAUUUCCUCUGCGGGUACAAAGGCUAUUACGAAUUUGCUAAAUCAAAAGGACAAGAUGUUGGCGUGCCAGUUGGACUUGACGUUCUUGUUGAUGGAACAGUACCUACAGGAUCUGGAUUAUCGAGCUCUGCUGCAUUUGUUUGCUCGUCUACCAUUGCUAUCAUGGCUGCUCUUGGUGCCAACUUUCCCAAGAAAGAGAUAGCCCAACUUACCUGUGAUUGUGAACGACACAUUGGUACACAAUCUGGUGGAAUGGAUCAGGCAAUCUCUGUCAUGGCCAAAUCUGGGUUUGCAGAGCUGAUUGACUUCAACCCUAUUCGUGCUACUGAUGUGCAACUUCCUCCUGGUGGGACUUUUGUUAUAGCCCAUUCUCUAGCUGAAUCACAGAAAGCAGUCACUGCUGCCACAAAUUAUAACAACAGAGUUGUUGAAUGCCGACUUGCUGCUAUUGUUCUAGGCAUUAAGCUUGGGAUGAAACCAGAAGAAGCAACAAAGAACGUGAAGACUUUAUCUGAUGUGGAAGGGCUGUGUCUUUCAUUUGCUAAGGAGCGUAACUCUUCAGAUCCUGUGCUUGCAGUCAAGGAACUGUUGAAGGAGGAACCCUAUACAGCCGAAGAAAUUGAACAAAUCACUGUGGACAAUCUGCCAUCCGUUUUAGACAACUCUCCAACUUCAUUGGACGUUUUAAAAGCUGCCAAGCAUUUCAAGUUGCAUCAGCGAGCGUCCCACGUGUACUCUGAAGCCAGGCGGGUGUAUGCUUUCAAGGAUGCAGUUUCAUCAAGUUUAAGUGAGGAAGACAAGCUUAAGAAACUCGGUGAUCUUAUGAAUGAUAGCCACUACAGCUGUAGCGUUCUUUAUGAAUGCAGCUGUCCUGAGUUGGAGGAACUUGUAAAGAUUUGCCGGGACAACAGCGCUCUCGGAGCCAGGCUAACUGGAGCAGGAUGGGGAGGCUGUGCAGUUGCUCUCGUGAAAGAGGCCAUUGUUCCCCAGUUCAUUCAUAGUCUGAAGGAAAACUUCUACAAAUCAAGGAUCGAACGAGGGGUCAUCGACAAGAAUGACCUCGGACUCUACGUCUUUGCUUCCAAGCCAUCGAGCGGAGCUGCUAUCUUUCAGUUUUAAUAAUCAAAUUCCUUGGGAGGUUUUGUUUGGAGGGUUUCUUCCCUACCCGAACCCCAGGAGGUAAUAAGUAUUAGAUUAAUUUUCCAACUUCUGGUUUUAGAAUUAUGUGGACAUUCCAUACACAAUCAUUUCAGCUCAGAACUGGUUCUCCUAUUCUUUGCCUAUAAAUAAAGGAAUGUGUAACCUGGUAAAAUGAGCCUUAUUGUGGGAAUGAAACGACCAAUAAUUGAAUUUUUAGCUUAAUGUUUCUUUUAUCGUUAUUGAGCUUAUUGCGGAAUGAAACGACCAAUAGUUGAAUUCUUA
Benincasa hispida (wax gourd) is the source of this 2133-nucleotide messenger RNA. It is a transcript of the gene GALK, whose product is annotated as Mevalonate/galactokinase family protein. Gene Ontology annotation, molecular function: galactokinase activity; ATP binding. Gene Ontology annotation, cellular component: cytosol; cytoplasm. The record is from RefSeq and is a predicted model, not a curated record. Lineage: Eukaryota; Viridiplantae; Streptophyta; Magnoliopsida; Cucurbitales; Cucurbitaceae. Gene Ontology annotation, biological process: carbohydrate phosphorylation; galactose metabolic process; DNA repair.